This is a messenger RNA of Dermochelys coriacea (leatherback sea turtle), 1613 nucleotides long. RefSeq lists its product as uncharacterized. Bases 358 to 1374 code for a protein of 338 amino acids. The record is from RefSeq and is a predicted model, not a curated record. The transcript has 3 exons. NCBI's taxonomy places the organism in Eukaryota, Metazoa, Chordata, Testudines, Dermochelyidae.
GAAAGGCAUGUAGUUAGGGUGCCCGGGGCUGCUUUAAUGUGCUCUAACUCGCAAGUGUAGCUUGAGUCUAUUGGGAAGGCAAGGUUAGUGAAACAUGAGUAUCUCUAUGCCUUAUCUGUUACCAGCGUGAAGAGUUGUGACAAUGAAGGAAAUGUUCCUGUGUCUGUUAGUGGUAAUGACUCGCCUAUGGAGGGAGCCACCCCCAUCUCCAAGCAGUUAUCUGUGAACAGCCAUGUGUGCUGGGACAAGGGAAAGGAAAUACAAAAUUGUCUGUCUGUUAAUAGCAGCAUGCCUGCUGAGGGAAAGUUUGUCUCUAGUCUUUUGUCUGUGGAAUAGACAGAAAGUGCCUCUCAGCUUAUGUUGGUUGUGGAGUUCUCAGUUGUCCCAGAGUUGGUUCUGGACUUAAAUGUCUAUUUCCCUCCUGGGUUUCAGUUGCCUGUGGUCCCAGAAUUGGUUCUGGACAUAACUGAAUCACAGAAAGAAUCUGUUGCUGUUCAGGAUCUUUUAGAGAGGGAAGAUUUGGUAGCUAGUUUUGCAAAGCAGAACAGUCUUAUUUUUGAACCCUCAAGAAUACAAAGCGGAGAAGACAGAAUCUCAUCUCUAGAUCUUUUGAGUAUGUCCUGUAGUACCCUAGUGGGCUCAGGCACAGCUGUUCCUGUGUGGAACCAAGAGUUGAAAGUGGGGAAUAAGCAGAAUUCUGAUUCUGACUUGUUAGUAGGAAUUGAAUUGAAUUAUGUUCCUCUAAAACAGAGUCCAGUCCCUAAGCUGGUGGUGGAUCCAAAAGCAAGCAUGGGGGUAGGGUGGGGGAGGAAGGGAAAUUACAUCUGCCUUGUGCCACACCAGUCCUCUCAGGAAGAAAUAAAAAAGAAUCAUAAUCCUGGGGGUGGGAAAGGGACUGGGAGAGGGUGCUACUCAAUGUCAUCAUGGGGGAAGGAGAGAUGUAGGCUGCUCCCAGCCUCCCCGCUCCUUGAUGCUAUCCUGGUAUUGGGCAUGGGGCAACUGAUCCCCUCCACACACAGUAGGACUAUGGUGGAACAGCAUUGGGGUGGGAGAGAACAGCCCCUCCCCCACAGUGCAGCAAGGAGCCUAGUGCCAUGUGUAUGUCAAGGCAGACACCCCCUGCCAGAACCCCAGAUGGGGGGGAGCAGAGGGGACCCUCACCAUGCCAGAGGACAGCAGACCCAUGGAGGAGAGGCGCAGGAGAUUAAGACAAAGGAGUUGAUGCUAAUCCCUGUGAAAAUGUGUAACAUACCUGCUUUUGGAGAAAAAAAAUUGUACAUUAGGGAUGGUGACAAGACAAUCCCACAAGCAUGUUGCUUUUCAGCUUAUACCUGUAAACAAUCUGGAAACUUGGCACAGCAGCAAAAAGCAUAACAGGCCUACAUUGCUGUGUGGAAGGGGAAUCUGAGGCACACCACCUCAUGGCACUGUGGCUAAAUACCAAGACACCUACACUUUAACAGAUAUUGCUAUCUGCAUUCUGUUAGAAAUGCUACACCCCAGCACAUUUUCAGGCACCUGGGGACCAGGAACCCAGAACUUUGCAAGAACCCCUAUGAACAGCAUUAUAGUGUUUAAUAACAUUGGAUGGAGGUAUGACCACAGCUGAACCA